Molecule: messenger RNA, 1887 nt
Organism: Zingiber officinale
Lineage: Eukaryota; Viridiplantae; Streptophyta; Magnoliopsida; Zingiberales; Zingiberaceae
Product: NAD(P)H-quinone oxidoreductase subunit 5, chloroplastic-like
Exons: 3
Biological process (GO): ATP synthesis coupled electron transport; electron transport coupled proton transport
Cellular component (GO): chloroplast
Molecular function (GO): NADH dehydrogenase (ubiquinone) activity
Source: RefSeq, a predicted model, not a curated record
AUGUAUGACCCGAAUGCCUUAAAGUUGGGUGGCAAGGUGUAUGACUUGAAUGCCUUGGAGCUAGGAGAUAUAGUGUAUGACCCAAAUACCUUGGAGAUAGGUGACAUAGUGUAUGAUAUGAAUACCUGGGAGCUGGAAGGCAUGGUGUAUAACCUAAAUGCCUUAGAGAUGAGUGGCACAGUGUAUGACAUGAAUGCCUUGGAGAUGGGUGGCAUGGUGUAUGACUCGAAUGCCUUGGAAAUGGGUGGCACGGUGUAUAACACGAAUGCCUUAGAGAUGGGUGGCAUAUUAUAUGACCCGAAUGCCUUGGAGAUGGGUGGCACAGUAACAUCCCUAAACAGGGUGGACGUUGACGGAGUUCUCAUGGCCAGACAUCACCUAGCAGUGUACCUACGUCCGUCGUUGAUAAAGCUGCAGGACCAUCAUAUUCACCUUACCCAGUACAGGCAGGACCAUCACAUUCCCCUACUCCAGUACAGGACUCUGAUUUGUAAAUUUCUUGUAGCUCGACUUCUUCCUCUUUUCAUAUCCAUACCUUACAUAAUGAAUAUUAUUUCUUUAAUAGGUGUAAUAACAGUACUAUUAGGAGCUACCUUGGCUCUUGCUCAAACAGAUAUAAAAAGAAGUUUAGCUUAUUCUACAAUGUCUCAAUUGGGUUAUAUUAUGUUAGCUCUAGGUCUAGGUUCUUAUCGAGCUGCUUUAUUCCAUUUGCUUACUCACGCAUAUUCUAAAGCUUUAUUAUUUUUGGGAUCUGGAGCCAUUAUCCAUUCAAUGGAACCUGUUGUUGGAUAUUCACCAGAUAAAAGUCAGAAUAUGAUUCUGAUGGGCGGUUUAAAAAGAUAUGUUCCAAUUACAAGAACUACUUUUUUAUUAGGUACACUUUCUAUUUGUGGUAUUCCACCUCUUGCUUGUUUUUGGUCCAAAGAUGAAAUUCUUAAUGAGAGUUGGUUGUAUUCACCAAUUUUUGCAAUAAUAGCUUGUUUCACAGCAGGAUUAACUGCAUUUUAUAUGUUUCGCGUGUAUUUACUUACUUUUGAUGGGCAUUUGCGUAUAAAUUGUAAAAAUUACAGUAGUACCAAUAAUAGCUCGUUCCAUUCAAUAUCUUUAUGGGGAAAAGAAGUUCCAAAAAAAGUUGAUAGAAAUUUUCUUUUAUCAAAAAUAGAAAAUAUGGUCUUCUUUUUUUCAAAGGAUAGAUAUAAAAUAUCUAGUAAUCUAAAAAAAAGAAGAUCAUAUACUUUCGAAAAAAAGUACACUUAUACUUCUAUGUAUCCUCACGAAUCGGACAAUACUAUGCUAUUCCCUCUGUUUGUUUUGGUACUAUUUAAUUUGUUUGUUGGAACAAUAGGAAUUCAUUUUGAUUAUGGAAUAAUAUAUUUUGAUAUAUUAUCAAAAUGGUUAACUCCAUCGACAAAUCUUUUACAUCCCAAUGUGAGUUAUUCAGUGGAUUGGUAUGAAUUUUUUACAAAUGCAAUUUUUUCGGUAAGUAUAGCUAUUUUUGGAUUAUUAAUAGCAUAUGUUUUAUAUGGGUCUAUUUAUUCAUUGUUCCAGAAUUUGGAAUUCAUUAAUUCAUUUAUAAAAGGAGGUCCUAAAAGAACUUUCUUGGACAAAAUAAAAAAUAGAACAUACAAUUGGUCCUACAAUUGUGGUUAUAUAGAUAUUUUUUAUACUAGAGUUUUUACCUUGGGUAUAAGGGAAUUAACCAAACUAACUCAGUUUUUUGAUAGAAAUAUAAUUGAUGGAAUUAUCAAUGGGGUUGUUGUUGCAAGUUUAUUUAUAGGGGAAGGAGUUAAAUCUACGGGAGGUGGACGAAUUUCUUCUUAUCUAUUUUUAUAUUUAUUUUAUGCAUCAAUAUUUUUAUUUAUUUUUAAUUCUUUUAUAAUUUAUUUU